AUGGUUGAUUACGUCCCUCUCCCUCAAGGAGCUGGUUAUGCUGUUGUCGUUGGGCUUGGAUUUGUCUUUGCCGUGGGUAUGAUUUUAACUACAUACGUUCUUCGUCGUUAUAACAAGGAAAUCAUCACUGCUGAAGAAUUUGCUACCGCCGGUAGAUCUGUUAAGACAGGUCUUAUCGCUGCUGCUGUUUGUUCCUCUUGGACUUGGGCUGCUACUUUGUUGACUUCUACUGUGCAAACGUAUAACAAUGGUGUUUGUGGUGCCUUUUACUAUGCUGCUGGUGCAACUUGUCAGAUUGUCUUGUUCGCCUGUUUAGCCAUCAAGGCCAAGGAAUUGUGUCCAUCUGCUCACACUUACUUGGAAAUUAUUAAGGCUAGAUACGGUAGAACCACCCAUUUCGUCUACAUGUUUUUCGGAAUUGCUACUAACAUCUUGGUCACUGCCAUGUUGUUAACUGGUGGUUCUGCUGUGGUGAAUGACUUGACAGGAAUGCACGUUGUUGCUGCCAUCUUACUUUUGCCAUUGGGUGUUGUUAUUUAUACCUUGUUCGGGGGUAUCAAGGCCACCUUCUUGACCGAUUAUGUCCACACUGUGGUCAUUAUUGUCAUUAUCUUGGUCUUUUCCUUCACCACUUUCGCUACUGAUCCUAACUUGGGAUCUCCUGGUGCCGUUUGGGAAAAGGUUACCGCUUACGCCUUAGAAUCUCCAAGAGAAGGAAAUGCUGAAGGUUCUUACUUGACCAUGCACUCCAGAUCUGGUGGUAUCUUCUUCGUAAUUAACAUUGUUGGUAACUUCGGUACCGUUUUCUUAGAUAACGGUUACUUCAACAAGGCCUUUUCCUCUUCUCCAAGAGCUGCUUUGCCAGGUUAUGUUCUUGGUGGUUUAGCUUGGUUUGCUAUCCCAGUUUUAUGUGCCACUACCAUGGGUCUAGCUGCUCUUUCUUUGGAAGACACUCCAGCUUGGCCAACUUACCCAAACAAAUUGACUUCUGCUCAAGUUUCAGCUGGUUUGGUUUUACCAAAUGCCGCUGUUGCCCUUUUAGGUAAGGGUGGUGCCGUAUGCUCCUUAUUAUUAGUCUUUAUGGCUGUCACCUCAGCCAUGUCUGCUGAAUUAAUUGCCGUCUCCACUAUUUUCACUUAUGAUGUCUACAGAACCUAUGUUAACCCUAAUGCUAGUGGAAAGACUUUAAUCUUUACAUCUCAUUGCACUGUUAUUGUUUUUGCUUACGUCUUAGCAGGUUUUGCUAUUGGAUUAUACUACGCUGGUAUCUCCAUGGGUUGGUUGUAUGAAUUUAUGGGAAUCAUUAUUGGUGGUGGUGUUUUGCCAGCUGCUUUAACCUUAUUGUCCACAAAGCAAAACACGGUUGCUGCCACUUAUACUCCAAUUUUAGCUACUGCCUUCGCUAUUCUCGGUUGGUUAGUUUCUACCAAGACUUUAUUCGGUGAAGUUAACGUUGAUACUACCUUUGAAGACAACUCCAUGUUAAUUGGAAAUGUUAUUGCUUUAUGUUCUCCAAUUAUCUUCAUUCCAUUGUUGACAUUGAUUUUCAAGCCUCAAAAUUUUGAUUGGGAAAUCUUGAAGACUGUCACCAGAGUUGAUGAAGAAGAAGAAAUCUUGGCUGCUGAACACGUUGUUUCCUCAAAGGAAGACCCAGAGAAGAUCCACCCAGUUAAGUCUCAAGUAACUAUCGCUGCUAAAGAAUUAGCUUUGUUGAAUCCAAAUGCUGCUGAAGAAGAGGCUGCCUUAUUAAAUAAGUCAUUUAAAAUCGCCUCUAUUAUCUGUGUUGCCUUGACUCUCUGUUUGGUUAUUCUCUGGCCAAUGCCUAUGUAUGGUUCCAAGUAUAUCUUCUCCAAGAAGUUUUUCACCGGUUGGAUUGUUGUCUUGAUCAUCUGGAUGUUCUUCACUGCUUUCAUGGUUAUCAUUUAUCCAUUAUAUGAAUCUCGUGAAGGAAUUGGCCAUGCUCUUAGAGGUAUCUACUGGGACUGUACUGGUCAAACUUGGAAGUUGAGAGAAUGGCAAAAUGCUCAUCCUGAGCAAUUACACGCUGUUAGAUCUCAGUUAUCAGCUCAAUUGUCACAACCAAUCGACGGAGUCCAUCCAGAAGGAUAUACUACUCCACGUAUCGAUGAACAAUUGGACGAAAUUAAGAAUGAAUAA
Molecule: messenger RNA, 2157 nt
Organism: Dujonia railenensis
Lineage: Eukaryota; Fungi; Ascomycota; Pichiomycetes; Serinales; Debaryomycetaceae
Source: the annotation of a GenBank genome assembly